Monosiga brevicollis MX1 is the source of this 2260-nucleotide messenger RNA. RefSeq lists its product as uncharacterized. The transcript is spliced from 4 exons. Lineage: Eukaryota; Choanoflagellata; Craspedida; Salpingoecidae. Gene Ontology annotation, molecular function: phosphatidylinositol phosphate binding. Bases 1 to 2202 code for a protein of 733 amino acids. Gene Ontology annotation, cellular component: early endosome membrane. The record is from RefSeq and is a predicted model, not a curated record. Gene Ontology annotation, biological process: protein transport.
AUGCGGGGCGUACAGGUGCGGGUGAUUGGCUGCCAGUUGCGGGCUGGUGCAGGUGAUGUUAGUGCUGAUGGUGGCGCGGCUUUGCUGGAGAGUCGCAACGGUGUCGAUGCUGCACCUGCUUCGCCGGGUUCCGGGUCGACGGAUAAGAUUGCAAAGCCUGCUCCGAGCACUAGCGAUGCCGUCGUGGCGGACUCUGGCGCCAAAUCUGCACGUGUGCUCUUGAAACGCUACUCGGAGUUUGACGCUCUGCGCCAUGCCCUACGGGUCCGGCAUGGCAGCGCCAUUCCCAAGGAGGUGGAUGCACAUUUUCCACGCAAGCGCCUCUUCGCUUCCAACACAAGCGAUAGCGUGACUGCAGAACGGACCAUCAAAUUGGACGCUUGGCUACAAUCUGUCCUGCAGCUCGAUGUCUUAGCCGAUAGUGCCAUCUUGGCGAGCUUCCUUGAGCGGCCUCAAGACACCGUGCUCUAUUCAACAUGGACCGUGUGCCCCGCCUGUCGGCUCCUACGCCACCGCGCUCUCCAUCACCACCACUUUCACCACACCCAAGAUCCCUCCACCAGCUCUGCUUUCCAUUUUGAAGCUGCCUGGUUGCCGGGCACCGUCGUCAUAGAUGGGGAAGGUCGCAAUAUUUGGCUCUCGGCUCGAUGCCAGCAUCACGGCAUCGUUCGCGCCUUGAUGCACAGCCGCGCCGCGGUGGCCUGGCGCACGCUCUGCCUCCGAGGCCGUUUCUCCUUUUUAACGGAAACUGACCAUGUAUACCCUGCCCUUACCAUCAGCGGUCACCCAACGGCACAAGCACCCCCGGCGCCUGGCACAGAGGCAUCCGCACCCCCACCCACGCUCAUGGGACCACAUUGGCAAGUCGACCCUUUUCGUGCCACCGUCACCGUUGAACUAUGUGCCUCGCCUGAUCUGACGGCCUCUGGCCGUGGUCGGGCUGGCAGCAUAACAACUUCGAGCGCACACUCUGCCGGCGCUUCCGCCAGCAGUGGCCCAAACGUGCCGGAUACCCCACGCAAAGUUCAGCUUCUCUCCGCUCUGGAGCUGCGCGACGCAGUUGCGGCCGCCAUGACAGCGCUCCGUGCCAGCCUGAGCAAUUUUGAGCGCUUUGCAGUGCGCUUCCGCACAGAGCACAACGUACCCGCUGAGGAGCUGAAUCAAGUUCUCCUCCAUCUCAUGGGGGAGGAACUGCGUGGUCUUCGACUCGGGGUACAAGUGCCACCAGAGACCAUGGCUAGCUUGGCUGAUUUACCAGACUCCAUUUUCCUGAGCCCACGCGUGUACGCCUUGCUGGACAGUCGCGUUCGUCGGGGUGACGAGGACUGGGCUCGCCAAGGCCUUGUGGCAGCGUUAGCGGCGCUGGCCGCCUUCCAGGAUAUCCAAGUCCACGUGCAAAUCAGAGUCGAAGCCCCUUUGCCCAACCUCGAGACCUUCUUCCUUUCCCUACUUCGCCAUCGUGCCAUGGUUCGCAGCGUGACGGUAGUACUGGUGCGCAGUAGCCAGCUACAGCUUCGCGUUGCUCACAAACUGGCCCGGCAGUCGCCGGAUUUUGACCCCACGAGCACCACAACUCAACCAACUGGUGGCUCGGGAGCAAGUCGUGCGGCGACAUCGGCCAUUGUGAGCAACGGAAGUCAGAUCCAAUUUGGGCGCGCUCCAGCGGCACGCGAUCUCAAUGACGUCGACGUGGUGCCGGUGACUCGGCUCAUCACGCGAGCUUGCAUGGGAAACGACGUGGACUUGGUUGAGAAUGACUUUUUCUCGCCUCUAGCCCUGCAGCUCCUCGAGCCUCUGCUUUACGUCUUGGGCUAUGGCUGCUACCGCGUGAUAUACCCAGCUUUGCUGACUCCUGUGACCAUCGUGGUUCACUUUGCGGAUUAUACGAGCGUUCCGCUGGCCCGGAUAUUUGACAUGGAGCUGCUGAUCAUAGAGCUGCUGCCCAUGGUCUCUGCGCUGCGCGCAGCCAAAUAUGGCUCGCUGACCUCACUUACGCUGGUGGGCAAGGCCAAGGCAGCGCUGCGCAAGUGCUGGCAGCCCGCUUGGAUCCAAGCCCACCCGGACAUGGUCACUGUGGGCUUGGACAAGGCCGUGCUUGACGUCGUGGAGCGUGUGGCCCUUCGCUCUCAGCUCUUGAUUGCGGACCGCCUGACGGACGAUGCGGCGGUAGACAUGCUGGCGGGCUACCCUCCCUCGCAAUAGGUCGGAGUCAACCCUUUUUGGGGUUUGGCUCAACAUUGGGACAAGAUUAAUAUGAAUU